AGUAGAGCUUGAAGGAGCAGAAUUCGCUAAAAAUGCAUGGAAGAAUGCUACAUCAUUUAACUGGAAAGACUUCCAAAACAAGAAUGACACUAUAUAUAGAAUGUUUAAGAAACUCUCUGUACUUGGCUAUAGUGCUCUGCCCGAAAAUGACUUCAACGAACUCAAUGAGAUUAUGGCUGACAUGGAAAGUACUUACAGCGAAGCGAAAAUUUGUGGCUAUAAAUCCUCGUCGGAAACAUCUUGCAAUUUAUCUUUGGAGCCAGAGUUGACGGAAAUCCUAGCAACUUCUAAAGAUUAUGACGAGCUGAAACAUGUUUGGUCGGAAUGGAGAGAUGCAACUGGAAAAAAAAUGAAGAACAAAUUUCUUAAAUACGUGAAAUUAUCGAAUAAAGCCUCUCGUCUUAAUGGUUUCUCUGAUACUGGUAUGCUGUGGAAUGACGUUUACGAGAGCGACAACUUUGAAUCAGAAAUAAAAGUAUUGUUGCAAAAAAUCAAACCUUUAUACAAACAGCUACAUGCUUAUGUUCGGCGAAAACUCAUAGAACGUUAUCCAAAACAUGGCAUCAAACCAGAUGGGCCGAUUCCUGCACAUCUGCUUGGAAAUAUGUGGGCACAAGAAUGGGGAAAUAUUUUUCCAGAAGUCAUGCCAUAUCCUGAAAAGAAAAUCCUCGAUAUUACAAGUUUACUGAAAGAAAAGAAAAUAAAAGCGUUAGAUAUGUUUAAGAUGUCUGAGGAAUUUUUCAUUUCUUUGGGACUGAAGAGGAUGACGCCAGAAUUCUGGAAGAAUUCUAUCAUAGAGAAACCAAAGGAUCGUGAAAUCGUCUGUCACGCUUCUGCAUGGGAUUUUAGCGAUGGCAAAGAUGUUAGAAUCAAAAUGUGUACUCAGAUCAAUAUGAAUGAUUUAAAAACUAUACACCAUGAAAUGGGGCACAUUGAGUACUUCUUGCAGUAUGCAGAUCAACCAGCCAUUUUUCGUGAAGCAGCAAAUCCAGGAUUUCAUGAAGCCAUCGGAGAUGUCAUGGCACUUUCAGUAUCAACUCCUGAACAUUGGGUUAAAAUUGGUCUUAUAAAGGAAGUAGAAGAUGAUAAAGAAACUGAUAUCAAUUAUUUGAUGAACAUAGCCUUGAAUAAAGUUGCUUUCUUGCCAUAUGCUUACAUCAUGGACAGAUGGAGAUGGAAAGUUUUCAGUGGAGAAAUAAGUGAAGAUGAAAUGAAUUCAGAAUGGUGGAACCUGAGGCAAGUUUCUUUCACUGCGUUUUCCACUCUGAUAUUUCUGUAAAAGUACAUUGAGUCAAAUGUCAUGUACAGUUAG
Stegodyphus dumicola is the source of this 1312-nucleotide messenger RNA. RefSeq names its product angiotensin-converting enzyme-like. The record is from RefSeq and is a predicted model, not a curated record. Gene Ontology annotation, molecular function: metallopeptidase activity; peptidyl-dipeptidase activity. Gene Ontology annotation, biological process: proteolysis. NCBI's taxonomy places the organism in Eukaryota, Metazoa, Arthropoda, Arachnida, Araneae, Eresidae. Gene Ontology annotation, cellular component: plasma membrane.